AUGGCCGAAGAAUCCAAGAAUAUGAGAGAAAACGGCGGUAUCCUUGACAGGGUUAUCUUUUCUACGCGUACAGGGGUCUCCGCCGAUCUUGCCUAUCUCGACGAGCUCAUCGCCUCGAAUCCCAGAUACUCGAAAUAUGUUCCCGGCGUGGGAUACAAGGCCUAUGUGGGUAGCUGGGAGCCCGUUAAGAACCCCGACGCCAUUUACAUCAAGAUUGAUGACGACGUGGUCUUUAUUGAGGAUGGAGCCAUUCCCGCCCUGGUCAAAAGGCUUGAUGAGAAUCCCCAAUACUUUGCCGUUUCGGCCAACGUAGUCAACAACCCGGCCCUCUCCUGGGUACAUUACGGGCUUGGCGUCUACGAGCCCUUCUGGCCAGUAAGCCUUCCUUUCUACGAUUCUGGCCCCCUGGAAUUUUCGCUUCUCUGA
This is a messenger RNA of Scedosporium apiospermum, 426 nucleotides long. RefSeq lists its product as uncharacterized. The record is from RefSeq and is a predicted model, not a curated record. Lineage: Eukaryota; Fungi; Ascomycota; Sordariomycetes; Microascales; Microascaceae. Bases 1 to 426 code for a protein of 141 amino acids. The transcript has 3 exons.